This is a messenger RNA of Blepharisma stoltei, 639 nucleotides long. NCBI's taxonomy places the organism in Eukaryota, Ciliophora, Heterotrichea, Heterotrichida, Blepharismidae. The record is from the annotation of a GenBank genome assembly.
AUGUUGCUUUAUUUGGCAAGACAUGGAGAAACUCUUGCAAAUAUUUCUAAGCGCAUGCAAGGCCAUACUGGGGGAGAACUAUCUCCAUUAGGCAUUGAACAAGUGACAAAAUUAAGCACUCGCUUAAGUGAGCAUAAAUUUGAUGCAAUUUAUUCAAGCGAUCUAAAUCGCUGCAUUCAAACCCUUUCUUAUAUAAUAAAGCAUCAUGGAACAGUUGAGCCUAUUUAUGAUAGUAGAUUAAGAGAAAUAUGCUCAGGAGACUAUGAAGAUCAGCCAUUUGCAGACUAUGCGCACCUUCUGAAUCCUUUUGGAUUUCCUGCUACUAGAGAUUCUCCAUUUCCUGGUGGAGAAAGUUUGUUAGAUGUCAAUAGAAGAGUCAAAAAUUUUUUUGAUUUUUUGAUAAAUCGGCAUAUGAAUGUUCAAAUGAGUAGCAAUGAAGAGCAAAAAAUUCUUGUAGUAACCCAUUGUGGAUUUAUUAUGGAAUUCUUAAAUUUUCUGCUAGAAAUGAAAGGGGAAAGCCCAAGAGAGGAUUGAAGAAUACAGAACACAGCUGUAUUUGUCUUCAGAAUAACUAUAAAUGAUGAGAAAGUUAAUGCUGAAAUUGUCACUUUUAAUGAUGCAUCACAUCUUUCUAAUUAA